AUGGUCAAAGGGAUGUACGAGAAGUUUGUUAUUCAAAUUUGUGUCCGCAUCUACUCAUUCACCUCACCAGAAAAAGGGAGAACACUUGGGAGGAAAGAUUACCUUCGACGAACUGAUGUCAAGCAGUCGCCCACAGCCAAACUGCUGGGAGUGGUGUUCGACCAAGGACUCCGCUGGAAAGAGCACGUCCAGCAGGCCAUCAAACUCGCCACGAAAACGAGCAUCGCUCUGAACGGACUACGACACCUGCGGCCUGAGCAAAUGCGACAACUCUACCAAGCGUGUGUCACACCAGUCGUGGGCUAUGCAUCAACGAUCUGGCAUGAUCCGCUUCGAGACAAGACUCAUUUGCGCCAUUUGCACACAGUGCAGAGAACGGCAUUGGUUCGGAUUCUGUCGGCCUUUCGAACAGUAGCAACCACAGCCCUCGAAAUGGAAGUCCACGUACUUCCCACGCACCUCCGCCUUCGCCGUCGAGCACAGCGCACCAUUGAACAAUAUCGGAUCAUGUGCACGCCUUCCCCUGGGGGAAGCGUUGAAAUCCAUAAUGUUGACAGGCUCAACGAGCUCGAAACGACCGGUGGUCGGUCCACGUCGCGGAACUCGUGGGCAUCUUCUACGCGGUGA
Molecule: messenger RNA, 627 nt
Organism: Penicillium hordei
Lineage: Eukaryota; Fungi; Ascomycota; Eurotiomycetes; Eurotiales; Aspergillaceae
Exons: 3
Coding region: 1-627 (208 amino acids)
Source: RefSeq, a predicted model, not a curated record